Notolabrus celidotus (New Zealand spotty) is the source of this 6718-nucleotide messenger RNA. RefSeq names its product myoferlin like (gene myofl). Lineage: Eukaryota; Metazoa; Chordata; Actinopteri; Labriformes; Labridae. The transcript is spliced from 54 exons. Gene Ontology annotation, biological process: membrane fusion; plasma membrane organization. Gene Ontology annotation, cellular component: membrane. Bases 288 to 6449 code for a protein of 2053 amino acids. The record is from RefSeq and is a predicted model, not a curated record.
CAACUUCUGCACAGUGAUGGGAAGUCAAAUUGAGUUAUACAUGAAUCAUUUUUAUAAAGUAUGAGGGUAUGGAUUUGUGUGUGUGUGUGUCUUUCUCGCCUGUUAACCCACUUCACCCAGGAAGAGCUGGCUCGUGUUUUAUGCCUCUGAGUCAUCAUGAGUGAGGCUGAUCUCCGGUAUCCACUCCUCUCUCCUCUUCACAUCUGUGCAGUCCUCCUCCCUGAGGCUUCCUCUGUCACAACGGAAUAUGACUCGUUUUCUCUGAGGAAACUUAGUUUUUUGUCGAAAUGUUGCGGGUGAUUGUUGAAUCCGCUAAUGGGAUCCCCAAUAAGAGACUUGGAAAUCCAGAUCCAAUUGCUGGUGUUGUCUUUAGAGGUGAAAAGAAGAAAACCAAAACAAUUGACAAUGAGCUGAAUCCAGUUUGGAAUGAAGUGCUUGAGUUUGACCUGAAAGGCACUCCUUUGGAUGCAUCUUCAUUCAUCAGUGUGGUUGUCAAAGACUAUGAAACAAUCGGCAAAGACAAGCUCAUUGGUUCGGCAAAAAUCUCUCUGAGGGACUUGGCCGGUGGUCAACUGAAGUCCCUUCCAUCCAGGAAUGUGCCUUUGAUCAACGACAAACAACAGGCAGUCGGGGCAACCAUCAAUUUGGUCAUUGGGUACGAUCCGCCUGCCAACACAACUCCAAAUCCUAAUAAUGAACCUGAUGGAGAUGUGUCUCAUGUGGAUGGAGGAGGCAGUGAUGAGGAUGACGAGGGGGAGGCAGAUGCAGAGGGAGGAUUCCAGGGUGGAGGUUCAGGUGCUCCAACUUCUCCAAACCAGCCUGGGAAACCUGGUCACAAGUCGGUCCGAAUCAGCCGCAAGACGAAUAGAGCCUUGGCCAAUAAGCCUCAGGACUUCCAGAUCCGUGUCAGGGUCAUCGAGGCCAGACAGUUACCCGGCAACAAUGUCAAGCCAGUGGUUAAGGUGAAUGUAUGUGGACAGACCCACAGGACGAGGAUCAGGAGAGGAAACAACCCGUUCUUUGAUGAGAUGUUUUUCUACAAUGUGAACAUGCUGCCCUCAGAACUGUUUGAUGAGAGCAUCAGUCUGCGGGUCUAUGACUCCUUCUCCCUCAGAUCUGACAGUCUAAUGGGAGAGUUCAAGCUCGACGUUGGCUACAUUUAUGAUGAACCAGGUCAUGCCAUCAUGAGAAAAUGGCUCCUGCUGAGUGACACUGAUGACUCCACCUCAGGGGCAAGAGGCUACCUAAAAGUCAGCAUAUUUGUAGUGGGCACUGGAGAUGAUCCACCGACUGAGCGGAAAGAGAUGAGUGACGAGCAGGAUGAUAUUGAAAGCAAUCUGUUGGUACCAGCUGGAGUCACAAUGCGAUGGGCGACACUCAGCCUCAAAGUGUACCGUGCCGAGGAUAUGCCACAGAUGGACGAUGCCUUCAUGCAGUCCGUGAAACAGGUCUUUGGAGGAGACGGGGAUCGGAAAAACUUGGUGGAUCCAUUUUUGGAAGUCAGCUUUGCCGGCAAAAAGCUGAGCACAAAAAUUAUUGAGAAAAAUGCUAAUCCAGAGUGGAAUCAGAUCAUUCAUCUCCAAGUCAAGUUCCCAUCCAUGUGUGAACGCAUAAAGUUAACUCUUUAUGACUGGGAUCGUCUCACCAAGAAUGACGCCAUUGGAACAACAUUUUUGAAUCUGAGCACAAUGUCUUCUUCUGGGGGAGAGAUCGAAGAUGCACGCACUGAAAACAACAUAGUGACUGAAUUGAGCACGGCAGCAUCUGAGAUCGGAUUUCUCCCAGCUUUCGGGCCUUGCUAUGUCAACCUGUAUGGAAGCCCGAGAGAAUUUACGGGCCUGCCUGAUCGCUACGAGGAACUCAACUUUGGAAAGGGUGAAGGGGUCGCCUACAGGGGCAGGGUCCUUGUUGAGCUGUCCACUCAGCUGGAUGGAAAAGUUGAUAAGAACCUGGAUGACAUCUCCAGUGAUGACAUCCUGGUGGCACAGAAAUAUCAGAGAAGGAGGAAGUACUGUGUGUGCGCCGUGUUCCACAGUGCGUGCAUGCUCCAGGAGCCGGGCGAGCCAAUCCAGUUCGAGGUCAGCAUUGGUAACUACGGUAACAAGUUGGACUCCACCUGCAAGCCCCUGUCCUCCACCACCCAGUACAGCUAUGCAGUGUUCGAUGGUAACCGCUACUAUUACCUGCCCUGGGCUGACACUAAGCCUGUGGUGAUUCUUACGUCAUACUGGGAGGACAUCAGUCACCGUCUGGACUCAGUCAACAUUCUCCUCUUCAUCGCUGAGAGACUGGAGUCUAACCUUACCUCUUUAAGAACAGCCAUCAUAGCCAAGCUGUCUGAGACACGUCUGGCAGAGAUCUGGCUCAAGCUGAUCAACCACCUGAUUGAGGACUUGGAGAAUUUCCAGCUGCCAGAUCUGGAGAACCAGCCCAAUGUGACUCUGUUGGACCUUCAGAUGAAGAAGCUGCGCGAUGCUGCAGUGGAGAGUAUCCGACAGAUGGCAGGUCGCAUGAGAGAGGAAGCCACAGAUGUCAAGGCUACGAUUGGUGACAUUGAAGACUGGGUGGACAGAAUCAAGCAGCUGGCCGAGGAGCCUCAAAACAGCAUGCCAGACGUCAUCAUCUGGAUGUUGAGAGGGGAGAAGCGUGUGGCUUUUGCUCGAGUCCCUGCAAACCAGAUUCUGUACUCCAACUUUAGCGAACAGGCUCGUGGCAAGAACUGUGGACAGACCCAGACCAUUUUUAUGCAGUACCCAAUGGACAAAAACAAAGGUGAGAAGAUUCCUGUCCAGCUGCGGGUCAACAUGUGGCUCGGUCUCUCCGCCCAUGAGAAGAAGUUCAACAGCUUCUCAGAGGGGAACUUCAGUGUUUAUGCUGAAAUGUAUGAGAACCAGGCCCAGGUCUUUGGGAAGUGGGGAACAACCGGCCUGGUGGGUCGCCAUAAGUUCUCUGAUGUGACUGGAAAAGUGAAACUCAAACAAGAACGCUUUCUGCCGCCGCGUGGAUGGGAGUGGGACGAGGACUGGUUUGUUGACCCCGAGCGAUGCUUGUUGACAGAAGCAGAUGCCGGCCACACAGAGUUCACGGAUGAGGUUUUUCAGAAUGAAACACGUUUCCCUGGCGGGGAGUGGAAGCCGGCAGGAGAGCCCUACACAGACGUGAAUGGAGAAAAGACUCAAAGCCCAGCAGAGUUCGAGUGUCCACCUGGAUGGACCUGGGAGGAUGACUGGAGCUUUGACACCAACAGGGCUGUGGAUGAGAGAGGUUGGGAGUAUGGAGUUACCAUUCCUCCUGAUGACAAGCCUAAAUCUUGGGUUGCAGCAGAGAAGAUGUACCAUGUCCAUCGCAGGAAGAGACUUGUGAGACCACGCAGAAAGACUUCGGAUAAAAUGGUGUCUAUUGAGAGGAGAGAACCAGGGGAAGGCUGGGAAUACUCUUCCCUGAUUGGCUGGAAGUUUCACAGGAAGGAGCGCUCCUCUGACACGUUCCGGCGUCGCCGCUGGAGAAGAAAAAUGGUCCCAUCUGACCGCAUUGGGGCCUCUGCCAUCUUCAGAUUGGAAGGGGCAUUAGGGGUUGACGUUGAUGAAAAGGCCAGUAAAACGGAUGCAGCCAAAGUAUUUGGUGCCAACACCCCCACGGUUUCCUGCCACUUUAGCAGGUCCUACAUUUACCAUCUGAGAGUGUACGUGUACCAGGCCAGAAAUCUCUGUGCCAUGGACAAAGACAGCUUCUCGGAUCCAUAUGCCCACGUCUCAUUCCUCCAUGUGAGUAAGACCACAGAAGUCAUAAGGACCACCCUGAACCCCACAUGGGAUCAGACUCUCAUCUUUGAGGACAUUGAAAUCUACGGAGACCCACAAACCAUUGCACACAAACCUCCUGAUGUGGUGCUGGAGCUGUAUGACAGCGAUCAAGUCGGUAAAGAUGAACCCAUGGGUUGCUGUACGUGCCCACCAGUCGUGAAACUGAACCCUAGUGUGGCUGUCAGUCCCAAGCUUCUGUGGUUUCCAGUCACCAAAAAAGGUCGCAGUGCUGGGGAGGUGCUUCUGGCUGCAGAGCUUCUACUGAAGGAGAAGGUGAAUGAUGGAGAUCUGCCUCUGGUGCCUCCUCGACGGGGAGAAAACCUCUACAUGGUCCCCCAGGGAAUAAGGCCUGUAGUGCAGCUCACUGCGAUAGAGGUCUUGACUUGGGGCUUGAGAAACAUGAAGACCUACCAGCUGGCCACAGUUUGUUCUCCCAGUUUGAUAGUGGAGUGUGGCGGUGAGAUCGUUCAAACCGCUGUCAUCAAGAACUUCAAAAAGAAUCCAAACUUCCCUGGAUCUGUGCUCAUACUCAAAGUGCUUCUCCCAAAAGAGGAGAUGUACACCCCUCCCAUCGUGCUGAAGGUAAUCGACCACCGACCAUUUGGCAGGAAACCUGUAGUGGGUCAGUGCACCAUCGACUGCCUGGAGGCGUUUCGCUGUGAUCCCUAUCGCAUUAACAGUGAAAUCUGCAUGUCUGCAAGAGUGGCAAUGAUUGCUGCAUCUCAUGGAGAUGUCAUCUUAGACAUUGAGGAGAGACCCAUCAUGAAAACAACUGAGCUUCAAGCAGAGAAGGAGGAGGAGGCAGUCGACUGGUGGAGUAAGUUCUAUGCUUCUGUUGGCGAGCAGGAAAAGUGCAGGCCGUACCUGAAGAAGGGAUAUGACAAACUGCAGGUGAUCAACUGUGAACUGGAAGAGGCUGCACAGUUCCAGGGACUCACUGAUUUCUGCACUACUUUUAAACUUCAGCGAGGAAAGACUGACGAUGAUGAAGAUGAUCCAUCGGUGGUGGGUGAAUUUAAGGGCUCAUUCAAGAUUUAUCCGCUGCCUGAUGACCCAGGGGUUCCACAUCCGCCUCGUCAGUUCAAAGAGCUUCCUGAAAGUGGACCUCAGGAGUGUCUGGUCAGGAUCUAUGUGGUGCGCGGCAUUGACCUGCAGCCGAAGGAUACAAACGGCAUGUGUGACCCCUACAUUAAGAUGGCAUUGGGGAGAAAAACACUGGAUGAUAGAGAUCACUACAAACCAAACACCCUCAAUCCAGAGUUUGGGAGGAUGUUCGAGAUGUCCUGCUUCCUGCCUCAAGACAAGGACCUGAAGAUUGCUGUAUACGACUAUGACCUACUGAGCAGAGAUGAGAAAGUGGGUGAGACAGUCAUCGAUUUGGAGAACAGACUCCUGUCUCGUUUCAGGCCCUGCUGUGGCCUGCCAGAGACUUACUGCAUUUCAGGGAUCAAUCAGUGGAGAGACCAGCUGAAGCCUUCUCAGAUUCUCCAGAAUGUGGCCAGAGUAAGAGGUGUUCCUCCUCCACGCAUAGAGGCGGAUGGAAGCUCACUGACCCUCUCAGGAAGACAAUACAACCUGCAAGAUUUUGAGACAAACACUGUGAUCCACCCCCACUUGGGCCCAGCCAGGGAAAGGCUGGCCCUGCAUGUCCUCAGAGACCAGGGCCUGGUACCAGAGCAUGUGGAGACCAGAACCCUUUGUAGCUCUCACCAACCCAACCUGUCCCAGGGAAAAAUCCAGAUGUGGGUGGACAUUUUCCCAAAGAGCCUGGGUUUACCGGGGCCCCCAUGUGACAUCACUCCACGCAAGGCCAAGAAAUACUUCUUGAGAGCAAUUGUUUGGAACACAACUGACGUCAUUCUGGAUGAAACGAGCAUCACAGGAGAAAACAUGAGUGACAUCUACGUCAAGGGAUGGAUGCCUGGUAUGGAGGAGGACAAACAGAAGACUGAUGUCCACUACAGAUCUCUGGAUGGUGAUGGAAAUUUCAACUGGAGGUACAUCUUUGGGUUUGAGUACCUUCCUGCAGAACAGUUGUGUGUCGUCUCCAGAAAAGAGCACUUCUGGAAUCUGGACAAAACUGAAUUUCGUAUUCCUCCAAAAAUGAUCGUCCAGAUAUGGGACAAUGACAAAUUCUCCUUGGAUGACUACUUAGGUUCAGUUGAGUUGGACCUACUCAAUCUGAUCCCUCCUGCUAAGAGCCCAGAAAAGUGCAGUCUGAAGAUGUUACCAGGGAUGACGGGCUCGGUGACCUCCAAAAAACCGCAGCCAAACUCCCUCUUUUCCCAGAAGUCUGUUCGAGGCUGGUGGCCAUGUGCGAUUGAGCAGGAUGGGAAAAAAGUGCUUGGAGGGAAGGUAGAAAUGACACUGGAAAUUGUGGAAGAGAGGGAAAUGCAGGAGAGACCAGCAGGGAAAGGCAGAGAUGAACCAAACAUGAAUCCAAAACUGGACCAACCAAACCGCCCUGACACUUCAUUCUUCUGGUUUACAAACCCGUGCAAGACCAUGAAGUUCAUAGUAUGGCGCAGGUUUAAAUGCCUUUUCAUCAUAGGGAUAAUCCUCCUGCUGGUUAUCCUGUUCUUCGGGAUCCUGCUCUACUCUCUUCCAAACUACAUCUCUAUGAAGAUUGUGAAGCCCUUCUCCUAAAGCGCACUGCAGAGAAGCUGUCUGCCUUCCUCUCUGAAGAACAUACAGUCCUCAUCACUGUUACCAUCCCUUGGAAAAUAUGCAAUAACUUCUUUGGCUAAAGCACACUGAUCAUUAACCUGUGACAUAAUCAGAAAUGUUGGUUUCUUACUUUUGCACUCUCAGUAUUACUUAUAAAUCUUGUGUAUCAAAUAUUUUCUCUCGUGUUCAAAUUCAGAAAAAGAAACAUUGUGAUAUUUUAAUAAACUCUGUUUUGUAAUUGUUGUCCA